CUUUGUAUUGUGGGUAAAAUCCAAUAUGUCUGCGCCCAUGGAGAAAAACAUGAGAAUUUAAUUACUUUUAUUUAUUUGUAUUUUUAAGCUCAUUAUAGAACAUUUGGUUUAAUUCAGUAUGCUAAUUCUCAGUAAUUGUACAUAUUCCGUACUUCGACAUUGCAAGCGAAAACUGACACCUUUGCAAAGGCUUUCAAAACUGGAAACAUUGCAGCAGUAUUCAGUUUCAUCCAAAAUUUCCAAAAGAGUGUUAGGGAUAGAGACGAGCUGUGAUGAUACUGGUGCUGCAGUUGUAGAUGAAUGUGGAAAUAUCCUUGGAAAUGCACUUCAUUCACAAACGUCUAUUUCUGUUGCGUUAGGCGGGGUACUUCCAUCACAUGCGAAAACAAUACAUAGAGCUCAUAUAGAGAGGGUCGUUCAAGAUGCACUUGAUCAAGCAAACAUCAAAGUGAAGGAGCUGGACGCAGUGGCUGUCACAGUGAAGCCGGGUCUAAGUUUAUGUCUGGAUGUGGGACUGUCUCAUGCAAAGAAACUGGUUCAGGAACACAGAAUAGAUUUUCCAUUUCUGGUUUUUCUAGUGAGUGGAGGUCAUUGUUUGCUUGCUGUUGCUAGGGAUAUUGACAAGUUCUUGUUGCUAGGGACAAGUUUAGAUAGCUCACCUGGUGAAGCUUUUGAUAAGGUUGCAAGGAGAAUGAAACUGAAGAAUUUACCUGAGUGUUACGAUAUGAGUGGUGGGGCUAUGAUGGAGCACAUGGCAAAGCAAGGUGAUAUAGAGGCUAUACCAGCUCCUGACGUCUCCUUCGCACAGAGAAGCUGUAAUUUCUCAUUCUCAGGCAUCAAAAGUCAUUAUAUUAGAAAUAUUGAACAGGAGGAAGCUAAACAAGGAAUUGUCGCAAGCCAUGUGAUAUCAAAUGCCAGUGACAUGUGUGCUUCAUUCCAGUAUGCUGUGAUAAAACACCUAGCCAAACCUUUACAAAGAGCAUUCUUGUAUUGUGAAUUGAAAGGACUUUUACCCGAGAGUGAUAGAGCACUGGUUGUGUCAGGAGGUGUGGCCUGUAACCAGUUUAUAAGACAAGGUCUACAGAAGGUCUGUGAGAAGUUUGACUGCAGAAUGGUGUGCCCUCCACCACAUCUUUGUACAGAUAACGGGAUCAUGAUAGCAUGGAAUGGUAUGGAGAAGUUACUAGCAGGGAGAGGUUUUGCUGAAGAUCCACAGUCUGUUGAUUUCAGUCCAAAAGGGCCAUUUGGUGAAGAUCUGACUGCUGAUGUUGCCAAAUCUACAAUUAAAGUACGCAAAAUUAACCUGCUCUGAUGAAGUUCUGAAAAUUAUUUUAUGAUUGUUUUCUAUCAAUAAAAAUGAAUUUAAUAUGUUGAAAUUUGUGUUUUGGCCAGAGACGUAUAAUUUAUUAAUAAACUGAUAUUAUUUUAUA
This is a messenger RNA of Mercenaria mercenaria, 1430 nucleotides long. RefSeq names its product tRNA N6-adenosine threonylcarbamoyltransferase, mitochondrial-like. Lineage: Eukaryota; Metazoa; Mollusca; Bivalvia; Venerida; Veneridae. Gene Ontology annotation, biological process: tRNA threonylcarbamoyladenosine modification. The record is from RefSeq and is a predicted model, not a curated record. The transcript has 9 exons. The coding region runs from base 119 to 1312 and encodes 397 amino acids. Gene Ontology annotation, cellular component: mitochondrion.